Miniopterus natalensis is the source of this 1468-nucleotide messenger RNA. RefSeq names its product YJU2 splicing factor homolog B (gene YJU2B). NCBI's taxonomy places the organism in Eukaryota, Metazoa, Chordata, Mammalia, Chiroptera, Miniopteridae. Gene Ontology annotation, biological process: mRNA splicing, via spliceosome. Gene Ontology annotation, cellular component: post-mRNA release spliceosomal complex; U2-type spliceosomal complex. The record is from RefSeq and is a predicted model, not a curated record.
UUUCAGAUUGGCUGCGUUGAGGGUGAAGACCAGUAGGCAGCUCCCAAGAUGGGUGAAAGGAAAGGUGUAAACAAGUACUACCCUCCAGAUUUCAACCCUGAAAAGCAUGGCUCUCUCAACCGAUACCACAACAGCCACCCACUCCGGGAGCGGGCUCGGAAGCUGUCCCAGGGCAUCCUCAUCAUCAGAUUCGAGAUGCCGUAUAACAUCUGGUGUGAUGGCUGCAAGAACCACAUUGGCAUGGGUGUUCGUUACAAUGCAGAAAAGAAGAAGGUUGGCAAUUACUACACCACCCCAAUUUACAGAUUCCGGAUGAAAUGCCACCUCUGCAUCAACUACAUCGAGAUGCAGACAGACCCUGCCAAUUGUGACUAUGUGAUCGUGAGUGGCGCCCAGCGCAAGGAGGAGCGCUGGGACAUGGCGGACAAUGAGCAGGUGCUGACGACAGAGCAUGAGAAGAAACAGAAACUGGAGACAGAUGCCAUGUUCCGCCUGGAGCACGGUGAGGCUGACCGGAGCACGCUCAAGAAGGCCCUUCCCACCCUGAGCCACAUCCAGGAGGCACAAAGCGCCUGGAAGGAUGACUUUGCCCUCAACAGCAUGCUGCGGAAAAGGUUCCGGGAAAAGAAAAAAGCCCUGCAGGAGGAGGAGGAGAGGGACCAGGCACUGCAGGCUAAGGCGAGCCUGGCCAUCCCUCUGGUGCCUGAGACAGAGGACGACCGCAGGCUGGCUGCCUUGCUCAAGUUCCAUACCCUGGACUCAUAUGAGGACAAGCAGAAACUCAAGCGGACAGAGAUCAUCAGCCGCUCCUGGUUCCCCUCGGCCUCAGGACCCAGCAACAGCAGCAAAGCAGGCAGCGUCCUGAAGAAGCUGGCCCAGAACCGCAAAUCUGCACCUGCCGGUGCCCCCAUCACUGUGGGGGGCCUGGGUAUUGUGCGAAGGCAGUCCCGAGAGAUCUCAGAGAGCCUGGAGCACGUUGUUGAGACCCCCAAGUCUGGGAAGCCACAGGUGUCAGAGGGCACCACUCAGGACAGGCUCACAUCCCCACAAGACUGCUCUCAAGAGACAGCCAAGACCCCCAAGACAAGGGGACCUCAGGGGCAGGAUGGGAGCUGUCAGGACAGGCUCCAGUCCUCAUCAGGCUCCUACCAGGAGGCAGCCGUCCCCCAGGACAUGCCACACCCCUGCAUCCUCAGCUCCUCCCUUGUGGCUGACUACUCAGACUCAGAGAGUGAAUGAUUCCUGGGACUGGACCCCCUCUGGAGGCUGAGGCAUACUCAGGAGGUCCCUCAUAGACUGCAGCCUCGCUGGACCUCCAGCCCUCUGAGAGCUCAGACAUCACCCCCUCCCCAGACCUUGCCUUCCUGCAGUGAUGGAAUUAUUUAUUUGGUCCUGGAGAGGGGGAGAGGGUGUGUGUGCCUUGUAGGACAUCCCCCCUCCCCCAGACAUUAAAGCUCUGCUUCUUUGC